AUGGCGAAUGACGCGGUGAUAGUCAUAUCAGCUUUGACCGCUGGUCUUGCCUUUGUAUAUUAUCGUUUGCGUUGUUAUUUUGCUGGAGGAGUAUGUACGAAUACUGUCUCGAUGAAAGGGAAGACUGUGAUCAUCACUGGAGCGAAUACAGGGCUCGGUAAAGAAACUGCCCUUGAGCUCGCUCGACGUGAAGCAAGGGUUAUCCUCGCUUGCAGGAGUCUUGAAAAAGGACAAAAAGCUGCCGACGAAAUCCGUGCAAAGGUCAGAGAUGCAACAGUUGUCGUGAAGAGUCUUGAUCUGUCGUCUCUGGAGUCAGUCCGUACGUUUGCAGGCGAAAUUUUAAAGGAGGAAGUGAGGCUGGAUGUCCUGAUAAACAAUGCUGGAGUCUACAUGGACCCUCCUGUGCCCAAAACCCAAGAUGGUUUUGAGAUGCAUUUUGGUGUAAACCACCUUGGGCAUUUUUUGUUGACAAAUUUGUUAUUAGAUCUGCUCGAGAAAUCAUCUCCAAGCAGGAUUGUUGUUGUGUCAUCAAGCUUGGCUAAAAGGGCUUCUAUUGAUUUUGACAAUAUUCACGGAGAGAAAGGUCACGAAAAACCUGGAAGAGGAUACCGCAUGAAAGGUCCCUAUGCUCAAAGCAAACUGGCAAACAUGCUUUUUGCUCACGAGUUAAACAAAAGGCUUCCUGAUGGUAAGGGAUGAUCAUUUGUUUGUACCUUCCAACCCUUUUAUUACUAGGAGUAACCAAAAAGAAUUUUCUGUUUGGAUUAUCACGACAUUUUCAAGCAGGAAGGAUGAUAAGAAAGUAGAAAAAAAAUCAGUUACGUAAACAGUACCCUCCAUUUGGGUCUAAAAUAUGCUUGGAUAUUUCUCUACUGACAUUGAUUUUUCUGAGGAGUAAACAGUUUUCUGAUGCAGAGCUUAAGGAAAACUGAGAUUUCCAAAGAACAGGUAAUGUUCAAGGACAAAUAAACAUGCAUAUCUUUGUGUCAAAUGGAAGUUAAUGUAGGAGUGUUUAGACCAAUUGUGUCUGACCAAAAUUAUCUGAUGGAUUAUAAGAGAUAUUAUUUUAAAGACAAGCACAUAAAAUAGACCCAUACUUCUGUGUUUCCUGUCUUCAAAAUGAUUCCCAUCUUCAAUUUCCAGGUGUGACUGUCAACUCACUGUGUCCUGGGUUAUGUUGGACAGAACUUCAUCGCAACUCAAAACUAAGUUUGUUGAAAAAAUUGUUCCUGUACCCAAUUGCCACAGUAGUGACGAAGAGACCAUGGGAAGGAGCUCAGACAAUUGUUUACUGUGCAACUGAGGAAAAGUUAAAACAAGUUUCUGGAGCAAUCUUUGCCGACUGUGAUGUGAAAGAAUUCCCUCCUAAUACCAGGGAUGAUGGAGUGGCGAGGAAACUUUGGGAACUGAGUGAAAAUUUGACUCAGAAGGGAGAAUAAUGUUAUUUCACUGGUUUGCAUUGACUAGAAAACAGUAACCUUCUUAAACAUUAGUUUCUAUAAAAGCCAGUCAAUGGCGGCCUACUGCCACCUGUAAGACCUCUUAGCACUGUUUGUUUAGCCAGCCAGCAGGCUCUGUGUUUAGGGUUUGCCUUACUGUAAAGCCACCCUUACAUCAUCAACAGCCACUCAUGGGAAAAGUUAUUGAGACCCCAUCUAAAGGCCAGUCUAACUGAAGCUAAAACUGAACGUUUGACAUUUUAAGAUGUGAAGUGGUUGGUAUGUUAAUGUAAGAAAAUAAAUAAAAACAGAUUUGGGCAGUUUGAG
Molecule: messenger RNA, 1766 nt
Organism: Pocillopora meandrina
Lineage: Eukaryota; Metazoa; Cnidaria; Anthozoa; Scleractinia; Pocilloporidae
Source: the annotation of a GenBank genome assembly